AUGAAAGAACCAGUUCCAUUAUCUAGAAAACUUGGAAAGAAACCAAAAUGGUAUUUUGCGGACGAUAAGCUUUCUCGGCUUCCAUCUAAAAUGUCUAUUGAUUCGGCUGCUGAACUUAAAUAUAGAAGACAAACUGCAGAAUUUAUUCAGGAAAUGGCUGAACGGUUGAAUCACAACAUUCCACAUCACAGAGGACAGCUGGCAAAGUGCAUCGCUUCAACAAGAAGACAAUUGCUUGGUUGCAUUUAUUUGGCUUGUAGAUGUGCAGAUUAUGAAGUGUGA
This is a messenger RNA of Meloidogyne enterolobii, 282 nucleotides long. The record is from the annotation of a GenBank genome assembly. Lineage: Eukaryota; Metazoa; Nematoda; Chromadorea; Rhabditida; Meloidogynidae.